This is a messenger RNA of Danaus chrysippus (African queen), 3195 nucleotides long. The record is from the annotation of a GenBank genome assembly. Lineage: Eukaryota; Metazoa; Arthropoda; Insecta; Lepidoptera; Nymphalidae.
AUGGAUCGCAAUAAUAUAAUAGAGUGCGGCGGAUUUUACUUUAUACAUAAUUUUGACUCAGGGAAUUUAGGGCAUGUAGAACGAGUGCCCACAGAAUUCAUUGCUCCAACAUUAAAUCCGAAAACAAACGUUUCGGAGACUCCCGAUUAUGAGUUUAAUUUAUGGACUCGACCCGAUUGCGCUGGCACAGAAUUCGAGAAUGGCAAUCGUACCUGGUUUUAUUUUGGCAUACAAGCCAGUGAGCCUAAUGUACAGGUGCGGCUUAACUUGAUAAAUCUCAACAAACAAGGCAAGAUGUAUAACCAGGGCAUGGCUCCAGUGACACGGACUCUUCCAGGAAAGCCACAGUGGGAAAGGAUAAGGGAUCGUCCUGUGCAUUCAACAGAUGACAACACAUUCACACUGUCUUUCCGAUAUAGAACAUCAGAUAAUCCGAAAGCAACUACCUUCUUUGCAUUCACAUACCCAUUCUCAUUCGCCGAGCUGCAAAUAGCUCUGAACUCUAUUGAUCUUAAAAUGUUGCCAGUCCCGCCACCCCAAUCACCCGAUGACAUAUAUUACUGCAGAGAAUGUCUAAUAUAUUCAUUAGAAGGAAGGCGUGUAGAUUUAUUAACAAUUUCAUCCCACCAUGGCAUAACAACGGAGCGAGAGGACAGGUUAAAGAAUUUGUUCCCAGAAAAUCAGGAGAGGCCUUUCAAAUUUCAAAAUAAGAAGGUCAUAUUUAUAUCUGCUCGUGUGCAUCCAGGGGAAACUCCAUCAAGCUUUGUGUUCAACGGAUUCCUAAACUUACUAUUGACCAGGAAUGAUCCGAUUGCAAUCCAAUUGAGGAAACUCUAUGUGUUCAAAAUGAUUCCAUUUUUAAACCCAGAUGGUGUUGCCAGGGGUCAUUACAGAACUGACACAAGGGGGGUUAAUUUAAACAGGGUGUAUUUGAAUCCAUCACUUCUCUACCAUCCUACUGUGUAUGCGUCAAGGUCUCUUAUAAGAUAUCACCACUUUGGAUUCGAGAAAGAGGAAGAUAAUUGUGAGGAUAUUAAGAGCUUUGCAUCCCGCAGCAUACAGAAUAUCAGUGAAAGUGUUGAGCUGGUUGAAACAAAGAAGAAGAAAGCCCCUCGGUCACCAAACAUCAAGGGUGACUUCAAGCGUGAUAAGGCCAAGACACAAGCAUCAAAACCAUCGGCUCUGUACUCCGAGGACCACAGUAGGGAUGAGUUCAGUGGAGACGCUGCCAACUUAGCAGAUCAGGUCCUCGACAUGAAGCUGCAGGAGAUGCCCUCACAAACAGACAAUAUAUCGUCGAAUCCAUCCAACGCUAACUUAGAUGAGAGCUCAUCUCUCCUCAACGAUAACGUACUGCGGUCGUGUCUGGGGUCUAACGUUCACCUCAGCACGAGCGAGGAGCUCAAUAUAAACGGCCUCAACCCUCUCAAGCCGCUGAGAGAUACAUUGAAGAACAGCAUCAGUCUACUCAUGGAGUCUAGUUCGUCCGUCGUCGGUGAGAGUAUGACUCCGGAACUUCCUGUAGUGAAGAUGGGAUACUGUAAAGUGUGUCGAAGGGAUAGGGACUCGAUGAUGUCUGAGCUGCCAUCGUAUAGAAAUAUCGAGGAGUACGGAGAACAUCAGAGACAAAAAAUUGAUACUAAGGAACAAAAGGUCGACGACCUUGAAGUUCUUGAAGGUUCGGUGAAUGUAUUCUUCUGUACGAACUGCUUCAAACGAUAUAUUGUGACGGAUGGUAACGAGGAAAUUGCUACCGCUACGUCUUCAGGUGACUGUGUGGAGGGCCCCCCUCUAUCUCCUAGGCCUCAGCCCCCGGAGCGCCCUCAGCCGCGAUCCCCCGCCGGAAGUACAGGAGACUCGUUACCGCCAGUGACAAUCCGUAAGGUCGACAAACCGAAGUCAGCUCCGAAGUCGUCUAAGAAAAGGCCCCCGGCCGUGACCGCAGCCCCCGCCCCCUCCCCCGCCGCUGCGCCCGCCUUGAGACAGCACAAGGACGUGGAGUCCGGACUAUAUCUAUAUAUAGAUCUACACGGACACGCCUCUAAGAAAGGUAUUUUCAUGUACGGCAACCACUUCGAAGACUUGGAGAGUUCAGUGGAGUGCAUGUUGCUGCCUCGCAUCAUGUCCCUCAACAACCUGCACUUUCACUUCUCAUCUUGUAACUUCACUGAGAGGAAUAUGUAUCUCAAGGAUCGUCGUGACGGCAUGUCCCGCGAGGGCUCUGGUCGCGUGGCUGUGUUGAAAGCCACGGGCCUGGUCCGCUCGUACACGCUGGAGUGUAACUACAACACGGGCCGGCUGGUCAACGUACUGCCGCCGCCCUGCCGCGAGCCAGCCGUCACCACGCAGCCCGCACCCCCGCCACCCAAGUACACGCCGCACAUCUUUGAGGAGGUAAACCCGUUCCAGGUGGGGCGAUCUCUGGGAGCGUCAAUACUGGAUUUGACGGGACAGCAUCCGAACUCACGGAUACCUUGCUCUGAACAUCGAAACCUGGCGGCUGUGAGGGACUGGCUUAGAACACACUCGAGAACCGCGCGACCACAGUUGACUAUGUCGAGACUGCGACCGAAGACAUCCUCACCGACGAGGAUGCCGUUGUUCGCGCGCUCCAAAGCUAAGGUGACGGAUGAAAGGAAGGAAAACGCGUACGUAGCGGCCAAAAGCGACACAGAGAGACGCCGCAGUCCGCCCAUACUAGCACCGCGCUCAGGGCUCGACCUCACCAACAACACCAAGUUCGGCAAGAAGAACGAACCGGCGAAAUCAUCGUCACGAACACGCUACCUAGCAGACAGCGAGCCCAAACCUAAAACACUAUCCACCAAGAGACGCAACGUACUCGCCAUACGGAAACCAAACACUAGCAAGACGCAGAUGAGCGGGAUUGUAAAGGCGAAAACGAACAGACGAGCAGCAGACGAUUCUGACGAACGAGCGACGUCCGCCAAGCUCGGGAAGAGAGGAUACGUCCGGCCAGGGAGGGCGAGGAGGCAGCCCACCUCCACCUCCUCAUCAGAAGCCGCGGGAGGGUCCAGCUCGUGGGAGGCGGGAGGCUCGCACGAGACAGCCCUCGCCGCUAAGAGGCGCCAGUACCCGAACCCCGCGCCCUCACACCUCAAGAAGAUACGCCUCAAGAACGGAUUUAGUGACGAUAGAAUUCAUUAUAUAACACGUCUGGGGAUUUUUUUUUAA